AUGGCCUCGGCAAUGAGACAAAAUGUGCCUGAACGACCACCCAUGGCUGUGUUGAAAAUGAUCGAUAGCCGUCAUUUCUACACAGCUCUGAAAGCGCUCGAAUUUCAUGAGAAAUGUCUCGUUGACAUUAGCAAAAGUGGUUUGCGCAUUGUUGUCAAUGAUCAGAACUGUAUCCAAGGAAUUGCUUAUUUGAACAGAGAGUUAUUCGCUGAAUAUUUUCUUAUUAGAGACGAAGAUAUAAUAUUUGGCAUACCUCUCUAUGUUUUCAUGGAAUCCAUAAAUGCUUUUGGCACAGGAGUCAUGGGUAUGCUGAAGCUGAUUUAUGAUGGGCCUGGUCUACCGUUCAAAAUCAUGCUUGAACGAGAUGGAGUGGUAUUGAGAAGCUUGAUUGAUACUCGAAAUCCUGAGGAAAUUUUGGAUUUUGAUUUCAAUCCUAUCUCUCCUGCUGCUAGAGUUAUAAUGAAGCCAGAGAUGUUGCAAGAAGCGUUUCGUGAGCUGGACCAAAGCAGUUUGUCGGUUGAAUUUAUGAUAAAUCCAUUUUCUUUGAAUAUAAUUACGAAAGGAGAUUUGGGUGUUAUCCAGGUAGAAUUUCCAGCUCAUUCUGAGCAAAUGGAACAGUUGGAUUGUAGACAUAAAGUUGAAUAUUCUUACAAGCUAUGUUUGCUAAAACGAGUAAUUCCCUCGUUGAACAUGUGCAGUAAGUUGUCUAUUCGCAUUGAUCAUCGAGGCAUACUGUCAAUGCAGUUCAUAAUUGAGCGUUACGACAACACCUUGAUCUUUCUUGAGUUCUAUUGUAUACCUGAGAUUCCUACGUCGGAAGAAGAAAAUGGUACAGAUUGA
Thelazia callipaeda (thelaziosis nematode) is the source of this 840-nucleotide messenger RNA. Lineage: Eukaryota; Metazoa; Nematoda; Chromadorea; Rhabditida; Thelaziidae. The record is from the annotation of a GenBank genome assembly.